Lolium perenne is the source of this 791-nucleotide messenger RNA. The record is from RefSeq and is a predicted model, not a curated record. Lineage: Eukaryota; Viridiplantae; Streptophyta; Magnoliopsida; Poales; Poaceae.
GGUAUUUAGCCGCACUGCUCAAAUUUCAUAUGUGUUGUUUGCUGAUUGAUUUGAUGAACUUUGAUUUGCAGCAGCUAGCCACUGCUCAUGUUCCUAACAAAGACAGUGAGCGCGCCAGUGAUGCAGACAUUGGUAGAAAGGAGGCGGGAUUUGGUCCUAUUGUUCUAGCAAGCAAUCAUUUGAGGGGCCGCCUAGGAUCAGCACAUCUGGAUCCUCCUGAGCUCAACAUUAAGGAGAAGCAAGUGACUGCUCAUGUCCCUGCCAAGCAGCAUUGUAGCACAGAUGUCCAGAGUUCCAGUGAUGCAAACGUUUGUAGGAACAAAACAGAAGGAUGUGGCAAUGGGGAAGCUAAGAUUAGGCGUCUUCAAAAGGACUUGGAUGUGGCCACUUGGCGGAACAAAGAAAUGAACCGAGGAUGGAAUUCUACAAUUCAAGAUGGCCUACAUGCUGUUGCUGAUCUGCAGAAGCUAGUGGUCGGCAACUUGGUUACCGCUUUGGCUGAUGCAGAUGUCCAUGAGAUCAACUGGAAGAUCUUGGAACAGGUGAAAGCACGAGCAGAAACUCUGCACUCAUCUUUGCAGGUAGAUGAUUUUCAAAGGGUGAUGCAAGAGCCGCUAUAUGAAUAGAUUGUUGUUUUCAGUUGAUGAUGUCCCUGGUUCUUUUGUUUACUUAUGUGCUGGUAGUACUUAGGGGAACUAGCUUGUACAAGUAAUUUUUUUCCGAUAAAGUUGUACAAGUAAAUGGCACAUGCUUCGCAUGUUUGACCAAUUAAGUUAAAAAGCUUCACAAAA